AUUUACAAACAUUUUAUCAAAAUUCAGGAGGCUGUCAAAAUAAAUAAAGAAUAAAAAUUAAAAAAGAAUGAAACAGUCUUCCUCUUCCUUUCCUUUUAUACUGUCUAUCUUUUCAUCUACAUUAAAAAAGCAAACUAGCCGAUUACAGAUUCUACCAAGUAUCAUUAUCACUAGAAAAAUGAGCUCUACUUUUACUUAUGAAGAAGCUGUGGAUAAACUCAAUUCAUUGCAGAGCAAUGCUGCGUUAUUAGAAGAACUUCGAAAAGCCGGCCCACGAAUGAACGAUCGAAGUCUACCCGAAAUGAGACAACAUUUUAAACGCAUCGGCUACGAACCCAAAGACUUUGACAAACUCAACUUAAUUCAUGUCACAGGAACAAAAGGGAAAGGCUCUACGAGUGCUUUUGUUCAAUCCAUCUUGCACAAUUAUCCUAUGGUGGAUGACAACAACGGCAACGACAACAAUCGCAAGAAACAGAUCAAGACGGGUUUAUUCACGUCACCUCAUUUAGUCGCCGUUCGUGAACGCAUACGUAUUAAUGGUAAACCUAUAAGCGAGGAACUGUUUGCCAAAUAUUCUCAAGAUGUUUGGGAAAGAUUGGAAGCAACGAAGGAAGAAUAUUUGCGUGAAAUGCAACUGAGUGAACAAACGAUCAAGGAUGUUUUGAAGAAUAAGCGAGGACAUCCCGAUAAACCCACUUACUUUCGUUAUUUGACAUUGGUCGCGCUCCAUGCCUUUGUCCAGGAAAAAGUGGACUGUGCCAUUUUGGAAGUGGGUGUAGGAGGUGAAUAUGAUUCCACGAAUAUCAUCGAACAGCCUAUUGUGUGUGGUAUAACAGCAUUGGGAUUGGAUCAUGUUUCUGUAUUGGGAAACACCAUUGAUCAAAUUGCAUGGCAUAAGUCUGGUAUCAUUAAGUUGAACGUUCCUGUAGUAGCUUUUGAACAGGUUCCAGAAGCUAUGGAAGUUAUUGAAAGAAGAGCUAGAGAAAAAAAUGCACCCUUGACAGUGUUGCGUGCAAGUGACAUUUCAAAAUUGGAUAACGUUGAAGUCGGCUUAGCGGGCAUCCAUCAAAAAUAUAAUGCUUUGACAGCAAUUGAAAUCUGUAAAAUAUGGUUAAAUAGAAGCAAAAGUAUCAGCUUUCAACAAAAAGAGGACGUGCCUGAAGGGUUUAGGGCUGGUCUUAAACUAUUGAAAUGGCCGGGUAGAGGACAGAUAUUACCCUUCCAAGACACCAAAUUGUACGCAACAGCAACAGCAGCAAGAAACAAGAACAUCACAUGGUAUCUAGACGGUGCGCACACUGUAGAGAGCUUAACAGCAUGCUCUUUGUGGUUUAAGGAUACAGUUAAAAAAUCCACCACAGCAUCGAAAAGAAUUCUUAUGUUCAACUGUACACACGGACGUGAUAGUAGUCGUUUAUUACGAGUGAUAUCAGAUAUGCAAUUGGAAGUGCCGUUUGAUCAUGUGAUAUUUACCACCAACAUCACUUACCGCGAAGGUUAUACCACAGACAAUACCAACAAGACGGUCUCUUUGGAGGAGGCAACCUCUGUGCAGCAAACAUUAGCCAACAGCUGGACGGAGCAAGUACCUCACUUUGACAAGCAAAAUAUUCAUAUUGUAGAUACCAUACAAGACGCUGUCGAACUGUCUAUAGAUAUAUCGUCAGAAACUCAAGAUGAAGUACAAGUAUUAACCACGGGUAGUUUAAUUAUGGUUGGUAAUACGUUGACCGUUCUGGGUUUUGAUCCUCAAUAAAAGGGGGACAAAAAUGAAAGAUGUAAGGCC
Molecule: messenger RNA, 1789 nt
Organism: Mycotypha africana
Lineage: Eukaryota; Fungi; Mucoromycota; Mucoromycetes; Mucorales; Mycotyphaceae
Product: Mur ligase
Exons: 3
Coding region: 68-1759 (563 amino acids)
Biological process (GO): tetrahydrofolylpolyglutamate biosynthetic process
Cellular component (GO): mitochondrion; cytoplasm; cytosol
Molecular function (GO): tetrahydrofolylpolyglutamate synthase activity; ATP binding
Source: RefSeq, a predicted model, not a curated record